UGGUGACAAGCUAUUUCAUUUAUUUGUUUCGCUGUAUGUUGUGAGGAAUUGUCGGCUAAACUAAGUUUUCAAUUUCUCUAAAAAUAAAGAAGCUUUGACAUGAGUGCAAUUAUGAAUCUGCAUCAAAACCAUACAGAAAUGUUUUCACAGCCGAAACAAGUUGGUUUUAGUCCUUAUGAAAGCAAUGAAGGAAGCAUUGUAGCAAUUGGUGGAGAAGACUUUGCUAUUAUUGCCUCUGAUACAAGAUUGUCAACUGGAUACAGCAUUUACUCACGAAAUCAACCAAAAUUAUUCAAAUUAUCGGAUAAAACUGUUCUGGGUUCUGCUGGUUGUUGGUGUGAUGUACUUACUCUAACAAGGAUUCUUGAAGCAAGAAUGAAGAUGUAUCGGCAUGAACAUAAUAAAGAGAUGAGCACUCCUGCAGUUUCUCAACUGUUGUCUGCAUUGCUAUAUUAUAAGAGAUUUUUCCCAUAUUAUGCAUCUAAUGUGGUUGCAGGUUUGGAUGAAGAUGGUAAAGGUCGUGUUUACAGUUAUGAUUCCAUUGGCAGUAAAGGAUGUGAAAAGUAUAUAGCAGCUGGAUCUUCCCAACAUUUACUGCAGCCAUUGUUAGAUAAUCAAGCUGCUUUUAAGAACAUGGAAGGGGAACGCCCACCACCCUUGACCUUGGAAAAAGCCAUAUCUUUAGUGCAAGAUGUUUUCACCUCAGCUGCAGAAAGAGAUAUAUAUACUGGUGAUAGUGUUGUGAUGAACAUAAUCACUAAGGAUGGCAUCAAGCAAGAUACAUUUUCUCUUCGAAAAGAUUAAACUGUAUGCUUUCUUACAUAAAUAUUGUCCUUUUUCCAAUACAUGUAUCUUUUUCAGAAUAAAAUUGUAAUGCUCUUAA
Molecule: messenger RNA, 883 nt
Organism: Argiope bruennichi
Lineage: Eukaryota; Metazoa; Arthropoda; Arachnida; Araneae; Araneidae
Gene: Prosbeta6
Product: proteasome subunit beta type-1-like
Exons: 6
Coding region: 100-804 (234 amino acids)
Cellular component (GO): proteasome core complex
Source: RefSeq, a predicted model, not a curated record